AUGCAGUGCUACGCUGAGCUGACGCCUCCCACGGCCGUCACGCAUUCCGUCUCGUUGCCUUUUGUGUCGGCGCAAAGCAACAACCUGGUCGUCGCGAAGUCAUCCCUCCUCCAGGUCUUCGAGACCAAGAAUAUCGUUGCCGAGAUCGACAACGCCCAGACCUCGAAUGCGCAAUCCAACAAGCCAACGAGCCAAUAUGAUAGCCGAUUGAAUGAUGACGAGGGCCUCGAGUCCUCUUUUUUGGGCGGUGAUGCCGUUCUGGUGCGGUCGGAUCGAAGCAACACAACGAAGCUAGUUCUGGUUGCGCAGUUUUCGCUGUCAGGCACAGUCACAGGGCUCGCUAGGAUCAAAACACUCAAUACAGAAUCAGGUGGCGAGGCCUUGCUCAUUCUUUUCAAGGAUGCAAAGCUGAGUUUGGUCGAGUGGGACCCCGAGCGAAAGGGUCUCUCAACCAUCUCCAUCCAUUACUAUGAACAAGAAGAGUUACAGGGCAGCCCUUGGGCGCCGGCUUUGAAUGAUUGUGUCAACUUCCUGGCUGCAGACCCUGGGAGCAGGUGUGCUGCUCUCAAGUUUGGCACCAGAAACCUGGCCAUAUUGCCAUUUAAGCAGCCCGAUGAAGACAUUGACAUGGGUGACUGGGAUGAAGAGCUAGAUGGCCCGCGACCUGUGAAAGACCAGUCAACGGCUAUCGUAAAUGGAACUAGCAACAUAGAAGAGACAACACCUUAUUCACCGUCAUUUGUCCUUCGACUCUCCAAUCUUGAUCCUAGUCUCAUCCAUCCCGUGCACCUCGCCUUCCUAUAUGAGUACAGGGAACCGACCUUCGGCAUCCUGUCCUCCACCAUGUCUCCUUCGCCCGCAUUGAAUAGGAAGGACCACCUCUCCUACAUGGUUUUCACACUAGACCUUCAACAGAAAGCCUCCACUACCAUUCUCUCUGUUGGCGGCCUUCCACAAGAUCUUUUCCAAGUCAUUGCCCUACCGGCACCCGUUGGCGGAGCUCUCCUUGUUGGCACCAACGAGCUGAUUCAUGUUGAUCAAUCUGGAAAGUCAAAUGGAGUGGCAGUCAAUCCUUUUACGAAGCAAUGUACCUCCUUCGGUCUCGCUGACCAGUCCGAUCUCAAUCUACGACUUGAGGGUUGCACUAUCGAUCUCUUGUCCCCCGAAAGUGGGGAGAUGCUGAUGGUUCUACUCGAUGGUCGCCUUGCAGUUCUGAGCUUCCAGAUAGACGGCCGAACCGUAUCCGGUCUACAUCUCCAAAUUGUCUCUAAUGACUGCGGCGGAACAAUCAUUCCAAGUUCUGUCUCAUCUCUAAGCCGACUAGGAAAGAAUGUGAUUUUCGCUGGCAGUGAAGAUGCAGACUCCUACGUCUUUGGAUGGACCAGAAAGCAAACCCAACAAUCCAGAAGGAAAACGCGUACGGCUGAGGCUUCAGUCGAUUUUGAUAACGAUGAAGAGGAACCGGAAGACGACGAUGAAGAUGACCUUUAUGGCGAUGGCCCAGCUGUUGCACGUGUUUCUGAUAGCGCUGGUGCCUCUACGAAAGGUGGCGAUCUUGUCUUUCGAGUCCAUGAUAGUCUCGUGAGCAUCGCCCCAAUUAGAGACAUCGUAUAUGGCAAGGCCGCCUUCCUACCGGAUAGCGAAGAAGAGAAGAACUCUGCGGAUGUUCGAAGCGAUUUGCAAAUUGCUUGUGCUGUUGGCAGAGGAAGCGCAGGCUCUAUUGCUGUGAUAAACCGGCAAAUCCAACCAAAGAUCAUUGGAAGGUUUGAGUUUCCCGAGGCACGCGGACUUUGGACAAUGAGUGCCCAGAAGCCGAUUCCAAAAUCACUGCAGGGCGAUAAAGGUGGAAAUACAGUUGGCAAUGACUACAGUUCAUCCGCCCAGUAUGACAAAUUCAUGAUUGUAGCCAAGGUCGACCUUGACGGUUAUGAGACGUCUGAUAUCUACGCUCUUACCGCUGCAGGGUUUGAGACUCUGACGGGAACGGAAUUUGAACCAGCAGCAGGAUUUACUGUUGAAGCUGGCACGAUGGGAAAUCACAAGCGAAUCAUACAGGUGCUAAAAUCCGAGAUCCGCUGCUACGAUGGAGAUCUUGGUCUCAACCAGAUACUUCCAAUGCUUGAUGAAGAAACUGGAGCCGAGCCUCGCGUGAUCAGUGCGAGCAUUUCCGACCCAUUCCUUCUCCUAAUUCGGGACGACUUAAGCGCAUUCAUUGCUCAGAUGGACAACAGCUGUGAGCUGGAAGAACUCGACAAGGUGGACGAGAAGCUGUCAUCUACGAAAUGGAUUACCGGCUGUUUAUAUGCCGACGUUUAUGGGGUUUUUGCACCUGUUCAGAACGAUAAGGGCAUCAAGACUGGCGAGAAUAUCCUCAUGUUCUUACUGAGCUCGACUGGAGCUCUCUAUGUAGGUUAUUCUACGAUGAGCCCGCCUCCCGUAUACAUAGCGGAAGGGCUGUGCUACAUCCCGCCGAUACUCUCAGCUGAGUUUGCAGCAAGGAGGGGCACAGCGAAAGACACCAUUACGGAGAUUCUAGUAGCGGAUCUUGGCGACACUGUUUCGAAGUCUCCUUAUCUUAUUGAAAUUGUGCAAGAUGAUGCAUCGAACGAGGCCCGACACUUUCCCCUUCGUGUGUGCCGUAAUGUCAAUGGCUACACUACUGUGUUCCUACCUGGGCCUUCAGCAAGUUUCAUCAUUCGUUCCGCGAAAUCCACGCCUCAGGUGAUUGGACUUCAGGGCUCCGGCGUGACGGCCAUGAGCUCGUUCCAUACAGAGGGCUGCGAACGAGGAUUUGUAUAUGCAGACUCGGAAGGCAUCGCCAGAGUUACACAACUGCCCGAAGAACACACCUUCUCGGAGCUCGGGAUGUCGCUGAAGAAAAUACCAUUGGGUGUUGACAUCAAUGCCAUUGCCUAUCAUCCACCGAUGAAAGUCUAUGCACUGGGCUGCAGUGUCUUCGAGGCAUUUGAGCUGCCGAAAGACGAUGACUAUCACAAAGAGUGGGCGAAAGAGAAUGUUUCGUUCAAGCCUAUGGUCGAGCGAGGUGUGCUCAAGCUCGUUAGCCCUAUCACAUGGACCGUUAUCGAUUCCCAGGAGAUGGAGUCAUGCGAGACAAUUAUGUGUAUCAAAACAUUGAAUCUGGAAGUUUCUGAAGACACUCAUGAGCGGAAACAACUUGUUGUUGUCGGCACAGGUAUAUCCAAGGGAGAGGAUCUGCCCAUCAAGGGCCGCAUUCAUGUCUAUGAUGUGGUUCCAGUCAUCCCUGAACCCGGGAAGCCAGAGACGGAUCGUAAGCUCAAGCUCAUCGCGACAGAAGACAUACCUCGUGGGGCUGUCACGGCGAUCUCCGAAGUAGGCAGUCAAGGCUUGAUGCUCGUGGCUCAGGGCCAGAAGUGCAUGGUGCGAGGUCUCAAGGAAGACGGGACACUGCUGCCCGUGGCUUUCAUGGACAUGAACUGUUACGUCACGAGUGUCAAGGAAAUACCAGGCACGGGGCUCUGCUUGAUGACAGAUGCCUUCAAGGGCGUCUGGUUCACAGGCUAUACUGAAGAGCCAUACAAGAUGAUGCUCUUUGGUAAAAGCAAUACUACCAUGGAGGUGUUGAACGCAGACUUCCUCCCUGAUGGCCGGGAACUGUUCAUUGUCGCCGCCGAUACAGAUGGAAAUCUCCAUAUAUUCCAGUUUGAUCCAGAACGUGAGUUUGACCCUGUAUACUGCGAGUCGAUCGAUUUACUGACGAUGCUACAGAUCCAAAAUCGUUACAAGGACAUCUACUGA
Messenger RNA from Phaeoacremonium minimum UCRPA7, 3777 nucleotides. Its product is annotated as cleavage factor two protein 1 protein. The transcript has 4 exons. NCBI's taxonomy places the organism in Eukaryota, Fungi, Ascomycota, Sordariomycetes, Togniniales, Togniniaceae. Gene Ontology annotation, molecular function: nucleic acid binding; protein binding. Gene Ontology annotation, cellular component: nucleus; mRNA cleavage and polyadenylation specificity factor complex. The coding region runs from base 1 to 3777 and encodes 1258 amino acids. The record is from RefSeq and is a predicted model, not a curated record.